Messenger RNA from Epinephelus fuscoguttatus (brown-marbled grouper), 1157 nucleotides. RefSeq lists its product as uncharacterized. Gene Ontology annotation, molecular function: nucleic acid binding. Lineage: Eukaryota; Metazoa; Chordata; Actinopteri; Perciformes; Serranidae. The record is from RefSeq and is a predicted model, not a curated record. The transcript is spliced from 2 exons. The coding region runs from base 165 to 1157 and encodes 330 amino acids.
AGUCAACGAUGGAAUUCUAGGUUGUAUCUGACAGAACAUUGUGAAUACUGUAAUGUAAGAAAUGUAUUUGUUUACUGUACUCAUUUAUAUAUUACUGUAUUUUUGUACUGAGCAGGACAGUAACAUAACAUUGCAAAUGGUAAUACAAUUGUCCAUUGAAUUCUAUGUCUAGGAUUGAAAGACAACCUCAUAUUGGUGGCAGAGGACGACUCCUCAGUCAACAACAGGAGCAAGAAAUCUGCAAUAUAGUGACGACAAAUAAUGCCAUCACACUGAGACAGAUCCGCACAAAAAUCUUACAGGACGACAACAUAUUCCAAAACAUCAAUGCAAUCAGCAUCUCCACAAUAGCAAGGGUUUUGAACAAGCAUCAGAUGACCAUGAAGCAACUCUACAGGGUACCAUUUGAGAGGAACUCUGAUAGAGUGAAAGAGCUGCGGUACCAGUAUGUACAUAGAAUAAUGGCAUUGGAAGGGAACGAGACUCCUCACAUCCUCGUCUUUGUGGAUGAGGCUGGCUUCAACCUGGCCAAAGGAAGAAGACGUGGCCGGAAUAUUGUCGGCCACCGGGCCACAGUCGAUGUCCCAGGCCAGCGUGGGGGCAACAUAACAAUGUGUGCUGCCAUUUCAGAGAAUGGCGUUGCCGCCCACAUCCCAAGUCUCGGCCCAUAUAACACCGCAAAACUCCUCGUCUUCUUGGAUCACCUGUAUUCAAAUCUGGUCCCAGAAAAUGAGAGAGGUGCAGUAGGGCCUAAUUUGCCAAUGUUUGUCAUUGUGUGGGACAAUGUUAGCUUCCACCGUGGCCAGCUUAUCAGAGACUGGUUCACUGCUCACCAGAGAAUGAUGAAUGUCUUCCUACCACCAUACUCGCCCUUCCUUAAUCCUAUCGAGGAAUUUUUCUCAGCCUGGAGGUGGAAGGUAUAUGAGCAGCGGGCUCAGAACCAGAGGUCCCUGCUCCAAGCCAUGGAUGCCGCUUGUGGUGAUGUCACACCAGAUCAGUGUCGGGGAUGGUUGCGACACGCAUGCGUAGAUUCUUCCCCGUUGCAUCGCGCGGAGAGUAUUCGUUGUGAUGUAGACGAAAAUCUGUGGCCAGACAGACAGCAGCGGGAGGGCGGCCAGGAGAAUGAGGAUGAGGAGGCGGACAAUGAGUUUGAGUAA